Messenger RNA from Dovyalis caffra, 636 nucleotides. The record is from the annotation of a GenBank genome assembly. Lineage: Eukaryota; Viridiplantae; Streptophyta; Magnoliopsida; Malpighiales; Salicaceae.
AUGACCUCCCAGCCUCUCCCAAUCUCCACCAGCGAAACCACCUCCUCCACGACGACCACCACCACCACGACAACCCUCGCCUCCCUUCGCACUUUCCUCACGCGACUCUUCUCUUCCCUCCGCGCCACCCUCUCCCACCGCCGUCCCUGGCUCGAACUCGUAGACCGUACCUCCUUCUCCCGCCCGCUCUCCCUUUCCGACGCCACCACGCGAGUACGCAAAAACUUCUCCUACUUCAAAAUAAACUACCUCACCAUACUCGCAAUCGUACUCGCUUUCUCCCUCCUCUCACAUCCCUUCUCCCUCCUCACCCUCCUCUCCCUCGUCGCCGCCUGGCUCGGUCUCUACGCUUUCCGACCUUCAGAUCAGCCCCUAGUGGUUCUCGGCCGCACGAUCUCGAAUAGAGAGACCCUGGGGAUUUUGUGUCUGGUCACGGUUAUCGUAGUGUUCUUGACGAGCGUGGGAUCGUUGAUUAUAACGGCGGUUUUGGUUGGGGUAGGGAUUGUGUGUGUGCAUGGUGCAUUUAGAGAUCCCGAGGAUUUGUUUAUGGAUGAUCAAGAAAUCGCGGGGUCCACUGGUUUGUUCUCGUUUAUUGGUGGGUCUUCUGCAGGGUCCAAUGUAAUACCUCUAGUUUGA